Saccharomycopsis crataegensis is the source of this 1239-nucleotide messenger RNA. It is a transcript of the gene DSF2, whose product is annotated as Dsf2p. The record is from RefSeq and is a predicted model, not a curated record. The transcript has a single exon. Gene Ontology annotation, molecular function: protein binding. NCBI's taxonomy places the organism in Eukaryota, Fungi, Ascomycota, Saccharomycetes, Ascoideales, Saccharomycopsidaceae. Bases 1 to 1239 code for a protein of 412 amino acids. Gene Ontology annotation, cellular component: cell division site. Gene Ontology annotation, biological process: negative regulation of G2/M transition of mitotic cell cycle.
AUGGCUAACGUUUCACGAAAUGGUAGUUUUGCCGGUUAUAAUGGGUUGGCUAGAAACAGUUCGCAGCUGCUGAGGAUUUCCAGAGAAGUAGAGUUAGAAAGACAUCAAUCGAUGGCUUCGGUAAUGUCCCGGGACACUGUUAUGGGGCUGCAAAGAUUAUUGGAUCGGUUGGAGCUUGAUGAUGAUUUACCUUGGGAAAAUAGUGUCAACCCAUUGCAGCAGCUUCAACAAUCAGGCUUACUGACUCCUUUCGAAGAUACUGAUGUUUCUUCUGAACAAAAUACAUCUUCCGUUAAUAAUUUUAUCAACGCUGGGGGAAAUAACAAAUCAUCCAGACGUUCUAGAGGGUUUGGAAGCUUGAGAAAUUCACUCCGCUUGAAAAAGAAUUCCAUUCCAGAAGAUGAUACCUCCGCCAUCAAGACAGCUGAGGCUUUAGGUUCAACUGUUUCUCAAGUUCAAAGAACCACCCCUGUCGUAGUUGGUCAUACAAAUAUUGAUGAACAAGCGUAUGGAAGAGCAACGUUAGAAAUCAAUGACGAAGAUGAAGGAGGAGAAAAUCAAGACCAGAGUAAUGGUCAAGCAGAAAAGGCUUCUCUAAGUGUCUGCGGUGGUCCAACAGGGCAGCAAAAGGCUAGGCCAGUGUCUGCGGUACCUGUUCCAAGAGAAGAUCCGAAUGAGCUUCGUGUGAAGAAGGCUAUCCAGUUAAGAAAGGAUGGUAAUCCAAGAGAAGCGUCCUAUCAACUCAGUAUUGCAGCACACCACGGCAGCAGGAAUGCCAUGUUGCUAUAUGGGCUCUCUUUACGUUAUGGGUAUGGGUUAAGAGUCGAUCCGAAGCAAUCAUUUUUAUGGAUAUCUAGAGCAGCCUCGUACGAUUUGAUCUUGGACGCCAAUCUGAACUUCUCGGUAGAUCCUUUUAAUCUCAAAGAAGAUUCCAUUCCUAAGGUUCCGCCUGAACCAGAAGCCAAAGCUUACUUUGAGCUUGCUAUAUCUUACCUUAAUGGUUUUGGUGUCGACAAAAAUGAAAAUCGGGCGUUACAAUUUUUUGAAAAAAGUGCUAGUUUAGGAAAUGUUGAGGGUAUGUCUCAAGCAGGUCUAUUAUGGCAAAAAAAGGGGCCUCACGGAAGAAAAAAGGAUCUACAUAGAAGUGCUGCCUGGUUAAGAGAGGCAGAAAAGAGAGGCUCCGAAAAUGUUGGUAAUAGUUGGAUCCAUAAAGAGAAAUACUUGCAAAGAAAGGAAUAA